UGCGCGUGAGCAACCUCCCCGCUUUGCCCGCCCCGGCUCCUUCGAGUUUGAGUAUUCAAAACGUUGGAAGUCUUUGGAUGAAAUGGAGAAGCAGCAGAGGGAGCAGGUGGAGAAGAACAUGAGCGAGGCCCGCGAGAAACUGGAGAGUGAGAUGGAGGAUGCUUACCAUGAACAUCAGGCCAAUAUGCUCCGUCAGGAACUGCUGAGGCGCCAGGAAGAGCUAAGGCGCAUGGAGGAAAUGCACAACCAAGAAAUGCAAAAGAGAAAGGAAAUGCAGCUCAGACAGGAAGAAGAACGGCGCAGACGGGAAGAAGAGCUUCGAAAGAGGGAAAUGGAGGAUCAAAUGCGGCGUCAGCGCGAAGAGAACUACCGAAUGGGCAACUUCAUGGAAAGGGACGUUGACAUAAGAAUGCACACCAGUGGCUCUUUAGGCAUUGGAGAAAUGUCCUUCAGUGGCUCCAGCCAGAGCUUCGCAAUGAGUGGACUCGCCUUUGAGGGUCAGUCUGGAUUGGGAUCAUCACCAGGAAGCCUGAUGGCCAAUGAAAUGCGCAAUGAGCGCUUUGCCCAGAGCGGUGCUAGAGGAAUGGGGGCAGGCACCUCGGGGUAUGGCCGCGUCCGCGAGGAGUUUGACGGCCCUAUUAAGAAGCCCAGAUUUUAAAUUCGUUUUGUUGAUUCCAGCAGCAUCAUUUGUACGGAUACUCCAAGGCGAACAUGUUGAGUCACGAUUAUUGUAUUUAAGUUCAAACUGUUGCAUCAUUUUAGCCAUUAAUUGGAUUAGUUUUAUGAUUAAGUCAAUACUUUCCUUUUUUUUUACUUUGUAUUGUCAUUAGCGUAGAAACCAGUCACCCUGGUGUGAUCCAGUUGUUCUUUCAGACCAUGUAUACUUUUCCUUUUCUAGGUGUGUUGAUCUCUGUAAAUCGUCGUGAAGUGAUAACUGUAACCUUUCUGAAACUCCUAUGGCUUUGUGCCAUUAUAUUUGGAGCUGAAACGUGAUUAUAAUAAACUGGUUUCAUCAGGACAAACCUUUA
This is a messenger RNA of Fundulus heteroclitus (mummichog), 1028 nucleotides long. It is a transcript of the gene sfpq, whose product is annotated as splicing factor proline/glutamine-rich. Gene Ontology annotation, cellular component: nucleus. Gene Ontology annotation, molecular function: RNA binding. Gene Ontology annotation, biological process: regulation of DNA-templated transcription. Lineage: Eukaryota; Metazoa; Chordata; Actinopteri; Cyprinodontiformes; Fundulidae. The record is from RefSeq and is a predicted model, not a curated record.